This is a messenger RNA of Sycon ciliatum, 4025 nucleotides long. RefSeq names its product protein draper-like. The transcript is spliced from 13 exons. The record is from RefSeq and is a predicted model, not a curated record. NCBI's taxonomy places the organism in Eukaryota, Metazoa, Porifera, Calcarea, Leucosolenida, Sycettidae. Gene Ontology annotation, molecular function: calcium ion binding. The coding region runs from base 1 to 3069 and encodes 1022 amino acids.
AUGGCUUGCAUCAUGUGGGGCGAGUUGUCCGUCGGCGUGCAUAUGGACGUCGCAGCACGCUUGGCACCAAAGACGAUGGCUUGCAUCAUGUCGGACACCAAUGAAUGUACAGCAAAAACACAUGGUUGUCAUGCCAACGCUAACUGUAGCAACAUCCCUGGUUCAUAUACAUGUGCAUGUUUAACUGGUUACCAAGGAAAUGGAACACAUUGUUCAGACACCAAUGAAUGUACAGCAAGAACACAUGGUUGUCAUGCCAACGCUAACUGUAGCAACAUCCCUGGUUCAUAUACAUGCGCAUGUUCAACUGGUUACCAAGGAAAUGGAACACAUUGCUCAGACACCGAUGAAUGUAUGGCAAAAACAAAUAGUUGUCAUGUCAACGCUAACUGUAGCAACAUCCCUGGUUCAUAUACAUGUGCAUGUUUAACUGGUUACCAAGGAAAUGGAACACAUUGCUCAGACAACAAUGAAUGUACAGCAAAAACACAUGGUUGUCAUGCCAACGCUAACUGUAGCAACAUCCCUGGUUCAUAUACAUGUGCAUGUUUAACUGGUUACCAAGGAAAUGGAACACAUUGCUCAGACACCGAUGAAUGUAUGGCAAAAACAAAUAGUUGUCAUGCCAACGCCAACUGUAGCAACAUCCCUGGUUCAUAUACAUGUGCAUGUUUAACUGGUUACCAAGGAAAUGGAACACAUUGUUCAGACACCGAUGAAUGUACGGCAAAAACAAAUAGUUGUCAUGCCAACGCCAACUGUAGCAACAUCCCUGGUUCAUAUACAUGUGCAUGUUUAACUGGUUACCAAGGAAAUGGAACACAUUGUUCAGACAACAAUGAAUGUACAGCAAAAACACAUGGUUGUCAUGCCAACGCUAACUGUAGCAACAUCCCUGGUUCAUAUACAUGUGCAUGUUUAACUGGUUACCAAGGAAAUGGAACACAUUGUUCAGACAACAAUGAAUGUACAGCAAAAACACAUGGUUGUCAUGCCAACGCUAACUGUAGCAACAUCCCUGGUUCAUAUACAUGUGCAUGUUCAACUGGUUACCAAGGAAAUGGAACACAUUGCUCAGACACCAAUGAAUGUACGGCAAAAACAAAUAGUUGUCAUGCCAACGCUAACUGUAGCAACAUCCUUGGUUCAUAUACAUGUGCAUGUUUAACUGGUUACCAAGGAAAUGGAACACAUUGCUCAGACACCAAUGAAUGUACAGCAAAAACACAUGGUUGUCAUGUCAACGCUCAAUGUAACAAUACCAUUGGUUCAUAUGCAUGUGUAUGUACAACUGGUUACCAGGGAAAUGAAACGCAUUGCACAGCAACAGACGCCAACGCAAGUCAGUCGAAUACCUAUCUAACUCUGGGUCUUUCUCUCAGUCUUGUUGCUGUGCUGGUAGUGGCUUUGUUUACUUUUUUCAUUCGUUUUCGAAACAAUAAGCUGCGAGGAAUACACGGAAUAUCCAGCAGGUCUGGACGUACACUUGGAAAAUCCUCUCGUCACAUUUUGGGGAAUGACGCGGGCAACGUGUACUCCAAUACAGUUUACAGCCUUGAAUUGGCAAAGAGAGAUUCUGGUGCACCGGACAAGGCCAACAGCAACCAGUACGUCAUCAAUUUCUCCACGGCGACAACGAAGAGCAACACAGCAUGCCGCCGCUCACCCAAAGCCAACAAAGCUAGCAUGUACCAGCGUGUGCUCGGGCUAGCCUUAAAGAAAAGCGCUCGUUCUGACCACACGAGUGCUAGUACUAGUGAAAGUCUAUCAGCCGAGGCGAUACAUGAUGAUUCCCAUGACAAUCGUUCCCCGGCCAGUGUAGCGACUUUCACUAGCUGCAAUUCUAGUGAACAAACCACUGGCCGACCCAAACUUGUAACUGGAGACACUGAGGAGACUCCAUGCAGCCUCAGCGGUGACAGUAAGCACGACGCUGACAUCUACGGCAAUGAGAGUGGUGAUGACAGUGAUGUGGAUGGCAAUGUCAUCGACGCUGACAUCUACGGCAAUGAGAGUGGUGAUGGCAGUGAUGUGGAUGGCAAUGUCAUCGACGCUGACAUCUACGGCAAUGAGAGUGGUGAUGACCGUGAUGUGGAUGGCAAUGUCAUCGACGCUGACAUCUACGGCAAUGAGAGUGGUGAUGGCAGUGAUGUGUAUGACACGUGCGUCAACGACAGCAGCGGUGCAGGUGCGAGUAAUACCAUUGGUGGACACGGGAUUACAGAGAAUAUAUAUCAAUGUGGUGAAGUUGCAAGUUACAGCGACAACGUUGCAGAGAAUGUAUAUCAAUGUGGUGAAGUUGCAAGUUACAGCAACAACGUUGCAGAGAAUGUAUAUCAAUGUGGUGAAGUUGCAAGAGACAGCAACACCAUUACAGAGAAUGAAUAUAAGUGUUAUGAAGGUGCAAGUGAUCCCAUUGCUAGAAAUGCGAUUGCAGAGAAUGAAUAUCAAUAUUAUGGUGAAAUUACAAGUGGCAGCAAAGCAAUUGCAGAGAAUGAAUAUAAGUGUGAUGAAGGUGCAAGUGAUACCAUUGCUAGAAAUGUGACCACAGAGAAUGUAUAUUAUCAAUAUGGUGAAGUUGCAAGUGGCAGCAAUGCGGUUGCAGAGAAUGUAUAUCAGUGUGAUGAAGGUGCACGUGAUACCAUUGCUAGAAAUGUGACCACAGAGAAUGUAUAUCAAUAUGGUGAAGUUGCAAGUGGCGGCAAUGCGGUUGCAGAGAAUGUAUAUCAGUGUGAUGAAGGUGCACGUGAUACCAUUGCUAGAAAUGUGACCACAGAGAAUGUAUAUCAAUAUGGUGAAGUUGCAAGUGGCGGCAAUGCGGUUGCAGAGAAUGUAUAUCAGUGCAGUGGAGAUUCAAGUGACGCUGGUGUUAGAAAUACGUAUCGUAACUUCCCUAAAAGCAGCCCCAAUCGCAGUGGCGCUGUGCAGACUUCUCCUCCCGCUCGGCAGCAGGUUGAUAACAGCACUCGACAGCAUCAGACCGUGUCUAAACCUCAGUUACCUUCAAGUGCGCGGCCCUGUCUAGCAUUUCCGCCAGUGCAGCCCAAAUCUCCACAACCGGGUGUAUAAUCACACUGAACACUGGGCAAUAUUAUUAUUCUCGUAUCCGUCCCGAAUGGAACUCACGACGGCAGAAUUGACUGUGAGCAGGUGUGUGUGAGAGUGGGAAAACGAAAUGAAAAAGAAAGGGAGAGUCUUGUAAUAGAGGUCAAAUUUAAGAAGAGCAGUACAAGACUAAAUGGCUGAGCAGAUGUUACCCCAUUGUUUUCUAUCGCGGACAUAGCUGCCGAGAUCACGAAGGCACUGGACAAUAGGUGGUCAGGAUUCAACAAGAGCAGCUGCAUCCAGGCUCCGGCUGACACUAUCAUCGGUCAUGUCCUUUGAGUAACCAGAGACAACACGACACCUGUUCUAUCUCUUAAACUGUCAAAAUAAUAUUAUAUAGGAUAGAUUAUAUGGAAUACUAUUGUUCCAAUUUUCGUCUGAUAAACGAUUAAUUUCGUGAAACUCAGGGUUACGAAACCGCAACUGCUCGUUCUCCUGUCUGUAAAGGAUACUAUAGAACUUAAAUUUAAAAAAAUCGUAAUGAUAUUAGCACAUCAUUAUGAAUUUGACAAACUGGAAUACUACACUAUUAUUAUCUUAAACAUAAUUAUACUGUACCAUAACUUUAUACCCAUCAUAUUUGGCAUCUCUCUGACCAACCUUUGGUGAACUGGAGAAAUAUAAUCAUCGGAUAAUUCUUCUAUUGCAUCUAAGUUAACGUCACAGUAUCUAUUUGCCAAUGUAUUUGUAUUUGUAUUUAUGGAUUCUCCACAGGCCUUUAAUAGCCUAAAUCAAUACCGGCGUCAUGGUUUUUGUGGCUGCCCAUUUGGCUUGCAGAUCCGCCCGGAUAUUAUUUGUUCGUUCAGCGUAUGCGAACAUUUGGAUUAAUCCAUGUGAACACGAGAAUGCAUAUUAUUAUUAUUUUUAUUAUUAUUAUCAUUAACUGGUUUGAGGGGAAAUUAUUAUUAUUAUUCAUAAGU